Molecule: messenger RNA, 1341 nt
Organism: Phytophthora sojae
Lineage: Eukaryota; Oomycota; Peronosporomycetes; Peronosporales; Peronosporaceae
Exons: 1
Coding region: 1-1341 (446 amino acids)
Molecular function (GO): chromatin binding
Source: RefSeq, a predicted model, not a curated record
AUGGACGACCAUCAUUCCAGCUCGACCGAUGACGACUUCAAGGACGCAAAGAGCGGAGACACGACUAGCACCGACGAGGAAUCAUCGCCGAAGAGGGUGACGCGUGCACGAGGCAGGAAACAAGUAGCAGCAGCGGCAUCGGCGGCGGCGUCCGACUCAGAAAGCGAAGGCCCCCGCACCCGCGGUGCAAGUAAAGCGAAAGUGAAGCCUGCAGCUGAUUCCACAUCGAAAGCGAAAAAGAGCAAGAAGGGCAACAGCAAGGCCUCCGCUAAGCAGAAACAAAAGGACGGAGAGUCGGACGACAGCGACUCGCCCGGUGACUACGUCCACGUCCAAGUAGGUGACUGCGUGAUGCUGGAUUCAGGAGACCCGGAGGAUCCGUAUGUUGCGCUCGUGAGCUCAGUUCAGACCUCGCAGCGGCAUGAUCGUGCUGUCUCCACUUUCAUGGCUCAGUGGUACUAUAAGCCUUACGACGUCAAGGAUGAGGUGAAGGACUUGAUCAAGGGCGGCGUCUUGGAGAACGAAGUGUUCCUCUCGCCGCACAAGGACAGGAACUCGAUCGAUGCAGUGAUUGAAGUAUGCCAGGUCGUUUCUCCUGAGGAGUAUAAUGACAUCAAGGAUGAGAUCAAGCGUGGGUACCGCGAAAAGGGCAAGACGUAUUUUGUGUGUCGCUACAAGUACUACCCGAACCGAAGCAACAUCAAAAAGGCCCUCGAAGUUGUUGAAAAUGAAGCAAUCCGGAGCGGUUUGGGCCGUCCCAAACCCAAUGUCGGUGCAAGUUAUCAGGCGAUCAUCCCAGAUUUCAUAGAGGCAGCUCCAUGUGUAAGUAGCACCGACGGCUCCGAUGUUCCGUGGAAGAUACGCGAGGACCCUGCUGCGCGUCCGCGACAAAUGUGGUCCCCUCUCGCCGCAAGCACUCAAACUCAGAUGUUUAUUCAGUUUCGAAACCUCGUCGACACGCUCAAGUUUGGAGUUGGCAACAUCGUGAAAACAUACCGUCCAGAUGCGAAACCUAUGGGACACCAGCGCGGAAUCGUUCUUCAGGACCUCCGUUCUGACUCAAUCCAAGUUUGCGUAUCGAGCGGACAAGUGCUCACGGUGCUGAAAAGUGAAGUGUGUUCGCCGCUUUCUGAAGACUUAGCGAUGCAGCACUUAUAUCUUUCGAGAUUUAACUUAUCGCAAGCUGCCUACGGUUGCUCCAAGACAAUUCUGCAUGCCCAGCGUAAGGAAAGAAAGGCGUUCCGAAAGGAGGUUGAGCUGUUUGCAAAGGCGAAGGCUGCGGCUGCGAUUUCUACGGAGAAAGAUCUGCAAGAGGGAGACAGUCGAAAGCGUAAGAAGUAG